UGUGCAUUAAACAGCUGUUUGGUAAAGUUUUUCAGCGCGUACAAAUUGUUAAGUUUAAGUUUAUUAUAUUACAACACAAAUUGAGCGCUCAAACGUAUAAUGUUGCGCAACCUAGUGCGCAGCUUUGAAUGCACGCUCAAUCUGCAGCGCCACACUCAAGCAGCACGCCUGCUAAAUAGAUCAACAACUGCACGCCGUGCACUCUUUACACAAUACGAAUGCGAGAGUCGCUCGAAAAACAAGCAGCCAGUGUUGGCUACGGCAACGGCCAGGCUUAGUAGCCAUGUCACGCCCCCGUCCAGCGAGGCGGACAAUGAGUAUGUGCCGUAUCGUGCGGAGGUGGAAUCAGGCAGUCGCCUGGGUAUCUUAAGUGCAGCACUACGGGAACGCUUUCGCCUCACGGAAGAUCAAGUGAAGCGUAUUGUGAACGAUGAGCAAGUGCAGCGCAGCUAUCGCAAUCGCUGCCUAACUGAAACGCUGGACACGCUAAUGCUAGAGGGCGUCAGCAAGCACAGUUUCUUGGAAUAUCCCUGGCUGCUGGUCUUAGAUCUGAAACGUCUGGGCCUCAAGCUACAGCUAAUUAAAUCCAUGCAUGUGCGCGACAUUAACCACUUUGUUCCCUUUCUGCGUCUCACGGUGCCACGCCUGCGCAAGCUGGUAAGCGCUUUGAAUGCAGAAUCCAGCGAAUUACCGCAAAAGAAUCGUGUUUACUACAUCAGUGAGAAACUGGACGUUAGUCCAGAAAUAGUCACCAAAUAUCUGUCGAAACGACUGUUCAUACUGGAAAUGCCAUAUGAAAUGUUUGAGAAGAACUUACAGCACAUGAUACACUACAAUGUAUCGCCCAUCAAUAUACUAAAAGAUCUGUGGGCCUUUCGCUAUACGCCCAAAUCGGUGGAGCUGCGCUUGGAGCGCGCUCAACGUGCCAAAAAGGAUAAAAUAAUGCCGUGGAUGGUGCGUUGCCCGGAACCUAUACUGCAACGCUCGCUGAAGCUAUCGCUGGACGAGCUGAAAGUCUUGGGCAAAUUCUCCUCUGUGGUGGAGUAUGUAGCGCAUCGUUUGGGCUUUACCGUUAGCGAAACAAAGGCCAUUAUGGACCGACAUCCGCAAGUGCAUACAGUACGCGUUACCAAGAUUAAAGAAGUGCUGGACUAUUUGCUUGAUGAGGCCAAAUUUACGCGCUUUGAAAUAGCUCAAGUGCCGCGCAUUUUAUGCCACAGCCUAAAGACAACACGGCAGCGCGUUGAGGAGUUGGCAUCGUUUGGCUGUCGACCCUCCUCGCUGGUCAUAUUGUGCCGCAGCAGGCGGGAAUAUGCCAAAUUUUUGCAACAAUGGAACAAUCAGCAUGACAGUACGCCCCCAAAGGCAACCGAUAAACAUCAGUUGAGUAGGUGUUCUCAGCUACUACAAAUCCCGGAAUGCUCACCUGGUGGUACGCCUCCCAGAUAAUACACCGCCU
This is a messenger RNA of Drosophila virilis, 1459 nucleotides long. RefSeq names its product mitochondrial transcription termination factor (gene mTTF). Gene Ontology annotation, biological process: termination of mitochondrial transcription; regulation of DNA-templated transcription. NCBI's taxonomy places the organism in Eukaryota, Metazoa, Arthropoda, Insecta, Diptera, Drosophilidae. The record is from RefSeq and is a predicted model, not a curated record. Gene Ontology annotation, cellular component: mitochondrial matrix. Gene Ontology annotation, molecular function: double-stranded DNA binding.